This is a messenger RNA of Clunio marinus, 121 nucleotides long. The record is from the annotation of a GenBank genome assembly. NCBI's taxonomy places the organism in Eukaryota, Metazoa, Arthropoda, Insecta, Diptera, Chironomidae.
AUGUUAAUAUUCACAAGGCAUAAAUUGAAUAAGUCAAGAUAUGCUAUGAGAUCUUCAACAGUGUGCAAUCUAAAAAUAGUGCAAGCUUCUAUAUUAUUCAUCUUCAGAAGUAGGAAGGUCU